Messenger RNA from Colletotrichum orchidophilum, 1701 nucleotides. RefSeq lists its product as uncharacterized. The transcript has a single exon. Gene Ontology annotation, molecular function: RNA polymerase I general transcription initiation factor activity; rDNA binding. Lineage: Eukaryota; Fungi; Ascomycota; Sordariomycetes; Glomerellales; Glomerellaceae. The record is from RefSeq and is a predicted model, not a curated record. Gene Ontology annotation, cellular component: RNA polymerase I upstream activating factor complex. Bases 1 to 1701 code for a protein of 566 amino acids. Gene Ontology annotation, biological process: nucleolar large rRNA transcription by RNA polymerase I; transcription initiation at RNA polymerase I promoter.
AUGAGCAUGGAGCCGGACCACGAUUAUUUGCCAAAAGAGGACGGUUCUGGGGAACAUGAGGACGUUGAAAGGUCACCAUCAAAACGGCAAAGAACUGAACGCCGGCGACCGCACUCCCCGUAUUCAGUCGCAUCGUCCAGCGACGAUGAAAACGGCACAGAUGAGGGCCGCUCACCGCACAAGCGACGGGCGCAAAAUGAGAUCGUGGAGCCAGUUCUCAAACGUCACAAAGGCGUCUUCAACAAUAACUACCUCGAUCUCUUGAACAAAGAUAUUCAGGACAUCGUUCAUCAAACGACAGUCGGGGGAGACGAGGCUAUGCCACCCUCGCAGAUUGGCUUAACGACUUGGACCUCCUACGAGAAGACACUAUUCUUCGAGGCUCUCUCAAGGCUUGGAAAGGACGACAUACGGGGUAUCUCGGCCAGAAUUCAUACCAAGAGCGAGAUCGAGGUCCGCCAGUACAUUGUCCUCCUGCAAGCGGCCGUCGAGGGGAGGGACAAGGAACAGGAUGGGCGCAACAAGCGAAUCCAUCUAGUAGACUACCCAGCAGCCCUCGAGAUCAGCCCGCUAUGCUGCCACGCGCUCGACGAAGCAGCCGAUGCACUCUCUUUCCGCCAGGAACGGCACGAGGAGCUCGUCGAACAGAAGAAGUGGGGUGAGUGCUGGAACAUCAACUUGGAGCACGCGAAACGCAUCGAGGGCGACCACGGCCUGGAAAAGAACCCGACGUUUGCGAGAGAUCACGGACUGGCAUUCACCGAGAUCCUUCGGGUGAAGAGUUUCCUUCGGCUUCCCGAGCGCAUCUUCAUGAACGCGUCCAACGCCGAAAACAAUUGGCAAUAUGUCAGCGAGGAGCCGCCGACGAUCAGGGCGACCGCACUGCAGGAUUUUCACUCCCUUCUCGUCUCUGUUACCAAGAAGAUUGUCCUCACUACGCUCUUCAUUGCUCAAUCUCGGAUCCGGGGCAAGAAGCAAGUUGAACCAUCCACGAGGAACCUGGUCAGGCGCAAGGACGUCGAGGCAGCAGUUGCAUCGUUGGGAAUGAAGCAGAACAGCAACGAGUUCUGGACGACAUGUGCACGCAGGCUACGACUUGACGUCUGGGAUGACGAGGCCGAAGAGGUCGGCGACGACGAGUACGAUAAGCCAAUGUCGUACGACCGCGUAGAGAGCGUCUUACGUAGCGGAACGGAUACCCCCGAGUCCCUAAGUACCGGCGACAAGCCUCCGACGCCGCAGAUCAAAUUCGAGGAUAGCGAAAUAUCGGACUCGGCGGAUGAUGAGGGCUCCAUCUCAGAAAGGUCGAGUAAUGAGGCGUCUGCUGUCUUGAAAGAUGCAGAACGCGAGGUUGCCGAGGAGGCCAACGAGGUACUCAUUUACUCCGCUUACGACUUCCCCGAGACGCAUCGCACAAGAGAAGCCUUGAAGAAUAGGAUUAGGAACGAGCUGGCGCAGGAGGCUCACGCGGAGGCUGAAGAUGCAAAGGCAAGCCACGAGUGUGAGUCGGACAUGUGGCGGCUUCUGCAGCGGCAGCCCCCAGAGCCGUUGAUCACGACGCAGGCUACAAAGCCUGAUAGGUACAUGGCCAAGGGGGUAGAAGAUCUCUACGAUGUUGGGCGGAGAUGGAGGGAGAAGUUAACAUACCACAGCGAGUGGGAAAUGCUCGGCAAGUCCCGGCUCCAGGACAAGACGGCCUGA